This is a messenger RNA of Meloidogyne enterolobii, 639 nucleotides long. The record is from the annotation of a GenBank genome assembly. NCBI's taxonomy places the organism in Eukaryota, Metazoa, Nematoda, Chromadorea, Rhabditida, Meloidogynidae.
AUGGAAACGGGCGUUUGUGUUAGACGGUUUCGCUCACAUUCGGAUUUUGUUAAUGGUUGCCAUCCAGCUAGAAGAGGGCCUGAUAUUGUUCAUGAUUUACGAAAAAGAAAACCGGCAAUUAUUUUUGAAAAUAUAAAUAAAUAUCAAGUUACAACCGUCACUUUUAAUGAUACAGCUGAAUUGGUUUUGAGUGGUGGAAUCGAUAAUGCUUUGAGGGUUUGGGAUAUACGUAAAAAUUCCCUUCUUCAUUCAAUGCAUGGUCAUUCAGACACAGUUACAGGACUUUGUUUAAGUCCAGAUGGAAGUUUUGUUUUAUCCAAUGCUAUGGAUUGUACAGCACGCAUUUGGGAUAUUCGUCCUUAUUCAACUUCACAAAGAUGUGUAAAAACAUUGAGUGGACAUCAACAUAAUUUUGAGAAGAAUUUACUACGAUGUGCUUGGUCUCCCGAUUCUCAUAGAGUUUCUUGUGGUUCAAGUGAUCGUUUUGUUUAUGUUUGGGAUGUUGGUUCUAGAAACAUAGCUUAUAAACUUCCUGGACAUCAAGGAUCUGUUAAUGCUGUUGAUUUUCACCCAACAGAGCCAAUAAUUCUUUCUGCUGGAAGUGAUAAAAGGAUAUUUUUGGGGGAAUUGACACGCUAA